Molecule: messenger RNA, 288 nt
Organism: Cooperia oncophora
Lineage: Eukaryota; Metazoa; Nematoda; Chromadorea; Rhabditida; Trichostrongylidae
Source: the annotation of a GenBank genome assembly
AUGAGUUACUACAAAGGAAAUGCCGUAGCAGAUAAGAUCCGUGCUGCAUUCAGAGUAACGUCAUCCACCGUUCCACGGUACACCGAAACAUGUGCAGGUGACCUCCUGGGACACAUUUUCUGGGUCCCUUGUGAUCCAAGGAAAAUUGUAGAGGCCGAAUACGGGCCUACUUGGUAUAACGAUCAUCCAACAACAAACUUUUCGUGGAACGGCUCUCCGUUCAACGUGAAGGAUAUUGGUAAAUGGUCAAAAUCAGAAAUGCCAGAAGUUUACAAGAUCUACACGUAG